GUGGUGAAGGAGGAGGACGUGGUGGAGAAAGAGGACGUGGUGAAGGAGGAGGACGUGGUGGAGAAAGAGGAGGACGUGGUGGAAGAGGAGGAGGAGGUGGUGAAGGAGGUGGAGGUGGAGAACGACGGCGACAAGGAAGGGGAAGAGCAAGGGCACGAAGACAGUCAGUCUCGGAUGAAAUUCGAGCCACUUUAGUUGACCAUGUCCUUGUCCAUGGGAUGACUAUGAGGGAGGCUGGGCAACGAGUACAACCAAAUUUGAGUCGCUUCACUGUUGCCUCCAUCAUCAGAACCUUCAGGGAGGAAAACAGGACACAGAGACGACCACCUGGUGGAGGCAGGUUAAGGCUUUUGUCGGAGGAGCAAGAGAGGGAACUUGUAAACAUGGUAAUUGCAAAUAAUGUAAUCCGCCUGCAAGAGAUUCAAAGGAGAGUGAUUGAGGAUGAUCAUCUUUUUCGAGGCAUAAAUGCCAUCAGCCUCUCCACAAUUGACCGCAUCCUCCGAAAGAAUCAAUUCCGGAUGAAACAGGCAUACCGAGUCCCUUUCGAACGAAACUCUGACAGAGUGAAAAACCAACGUGUGGAAUAUGUUCAGAGAAUCUUUGAGAUUGAAGGACGGCCUGUUCCCCAUGAAAUGAUCUUUGUGGAUGAGGCAGGUUUUAACCUGACCAAAAGAAGGAAAAGGGGGAGGAACAUAAUUGGCCAUCGGGCUAUUGUAAAUGUCCCUGGUCAGCGUGGGGGGAAUGUCACUAUGUGCGCAGCCAUCAGCCAACGAGGGGUACUCCACCGCCAUGCCGUACUAGGACCCUAUAACACUAUGCUUCUCCUUGCUUUUCUUGAUGGUUUAAGACAACAUAUGUUCCAGCUGGACUACAGGGAACCAGCACAGCCAGAGCAGCCUCACUACGUUGUUGUGUGGGAUAACGUCAGCUUCCAUCGCGCUGCUCUGGUUCGUGACUGGUUUACCAAUAACCCAAGGUUUUCUAAUAUCUUUCUGCCUGCAUACUCCCCCUUUCUAAACCCGAUAGAGGAGUUAUUUUCGGCAUGGCGGUGGAAAGUGUAUGACCGAGAACCUUAUGUCCGUGUUCACCUCCUUCAGGCCAUGGAAGAGGCCUGCCUAGACAUAUCAGUAGAUGCAUGCCAGGGGUGGAUCAGGCAUGCAAGAGGAUUUUACCCCCGCUGCCUGGCUGGGGCCAAUAUAGCCUGUGAUGUGGAUGAGAUUCUCUGGCCUGACCCAGACCAAAGACAAGAUGCUGUGGUGGGAUAAUGUUUCUGGUGUGUGUUGUACUGUAUAGUACAUGAAUGACAAUGUGCCACUGUACAUACAUUGGUUGCGUCUUUUGUGUUUAUCAUGUGACAAGGGUUUUGAAGGGGAGAACCAUAAGCAACCUAAUUGUUUUGGAACUAUUGUUUUGAAUUAAUUGUACCAGUGUGCAAAACUCUGUUGUAGUGUGUGUGUUUUUGAGGGCUUGUGUUUGAUGUCUGAGGGCAAAGUUCGGUUUUUCAGCAGGAGUGAAUAGUUUUGGGUGUAGAGCUUCAUUUUGACCUGGAAAUAGGAUGUUUGGGGAAUUGAGUGAGAUGUUAUGGAUUUGUGUUUACUGUUGUGCGGAUAUGAGGCGUAGUUUCAAGAAAUGUGUUUUAGCAAUCGAGAAAAACUGUAA
Molecule: messenger RNA, 1659 nt
Organism: Oreochromis niloticus (Nile tilapia)
Lineage: Eukaryota; Metazoa; Chordata; Actinopteri; Cichliformes; Cichlidae
Exons: 3
Coding region: 219-1265 (348 amino acids)
Molecular function (GO): nucleic acid binding
Source: RefSeq, a predicted model, not a curated record